Molecule: messenger RNA, 9815 nt
Organism: Nomia melanderi (Alkali bee)
Lineage: Eukaryota; Metazoa; Arthropoda; Insecta; Hymenoptera; Halictidae
Molecular function (GO): protein binding
Source: RefSeq, a predicted model, not a curated record
UGCGUCGAGAUAGUCGACGAGGACGCUGGGUGGUGAGUGCCACCUUUUCGGGUGUACUCCCAGGUCCUACGCCGUCAGGACCAAGGGGUUCUGUUUCUUUCGUCGUCGCGUUCCCCUCCAUCCGCCCCUAACCGCGCGCCACACACACACACACGCACACAUACAACACACACACACACAUACACGCUCUCACACAAACACACACACAGUGGGAAACCAAGGGUGGCACGGAGAGAGAGAGUUUGCCGAGGAAGGAACAAAAAAAAUAGAGAAGGACAGGAUCGAUAAAACCGGCGGCCAGCGUGUUUCUCGCAUCGGUUGUUCUCUCUGCGCGCGUGAUCAUCCACCGUGCGUGACGUGACAUCGCGCCGUCCACCCUCUGUUUCCUCGCGCGUGCCACCAGGACCACCGAGGAAAGUCCGGGAUCCGACGGGGUGCGGCCGACGAUGGUGAAGGCCCCGAGCCUGGGACCCGCCGCCGGUCCCCAGGGAACUAGGAAGACCCAGACUGGCCCGGAGAUCGCGAUCAACCCGAGGAACCUGCAGGCUGAGUUCUCGCCGCCGACCCCGGGCAUCCGAACAGAUGGCAAUUCGUACGGCAAGAACGCGGCAGUUUAUCAUCCCCAGGUGGACGUCUCGACCCAGGUGGACGUGCACGGCGGUUUCGGCGCGUCCGGCGGCAACAUUAGCAUCGACUGGGAUCGCCGUGCGACACCGCUCUACUCUCGGGAGGACAUCAAAGAGCAGUACUGCAUUACCAGUCGACAAUUGGACGCUGUCGAGAAAUCCGAGGGCGGGUUCUUCGGUUGUCUGUCGACGAAAGGGCCGUCGCCAUGCAGCUCGGCGCGCACCUCGAUCCUAUCCGCCUGCGUGAGAAGCGUGCCCAGCGAUGAGAACCUCUGCGACGCCCCCUACCCUUGCCGGCCCUACCAGAUCAUGUACCGUCAGCCUCACCCGACCUAUCCGAGGGGCCUCUAUCGUUACGACUUCGAGGAUGAAGCCGACUGGAUCAAGAGUUCCUACUUUCGGCGCCGACCCAGAUCUUUCUGCACCGUGCCCGAUCCGAAGAGGUACACCUGGCUUCCAGAGGAUGAGGAAUCAACGAAAUUGGAAGGUCCUCGACCUGUGCUGCCGCCCGCACCCCCGCCGCCCGCUGCUCAAGCCCCGAAAACGAAGCACGUGAGCUUCGCCAGGUCGCAUACCCUCACGUCCUUUGACGUUCCAAGGAGCAGGAGUCCUCCGAGACCGCAGAACCAGGAACGGCUCAUAGAUUCUCAACCAACGAUGCAGAAUGCGAUGCUACCUUCGACCUUACCCCUGAUGCACCCCUACGUCGCCAGCGAGCCGCGUGUUGUUGUUCUCGAGAAGCCACCGAAACGCGGCGCGAUGAAGACUCAAGCAACCCAAACGGAAAUGCCGGAUGUGUUUCGAGGACGAGUUCCUGUCCGGCUCAGCCCCAGGACGAUACACCGCGUGAAAAUGGUCUCGCAGGGGGCGCAGACCAACGGUCUGUUCAACGGAAGAAAAUUAACGAAAAGUUAUUCGGAGGCCGGACAACUGGGCACGCCGUUGGGCGGUGGUCAAGCCGGGACAACCGGAAAAGAGGAAACCGAACACGAACCUCUUCACAGAACGCAGAGCGAAGAACCGCCCAGGUCUCCGUUCCUCGUCGACACACCACCACCUCAAGAACCUAGUGUCACCGGCCCGAUGGAAGAGAUAUUAACUAACGGGAUUGCGCCGGAGCACAUAAAGCACAUCCCUGAAGGUCAACGAAGGUCCAUGGACAUAGACGACAAGGAAAUCCUCAUAGACUUUAAGCCUGCGCCCGUGUCACCGGAUGCUCGGGCUCUCCUCAACCGAAUAUCGCUGUCGACGAGGAGGUUCCUGCCGUUGCAGAAAACCUUCUCCGACGGUGAAAUUCGCAUCGAGAGGCGCGAGCUCGUCGGCGAAGUCGGUGAACCGUCUUAUCCUCACACGUGCAGGAGGAACCAUCAGGACCCCUGGGGCAGGACCGUCAGAGCACCCGUCCAAUUCUCCUCGACGCCAGAGGAUCUGUCCUUGCUCAGGGUCACCACGCUCCAAGACGAGCAUCCCGAAGAGGAGUUCCACGAGAAUCUCAUCCGGAGGGGACUGUUCCGCAAGAGGAGCGUAUCGCUCGAGGAUGGCGUGCAAGGUUUAACAUCGGACGACUUCAUGCUACCGAGAUCGCUACCCACGUCGCCAACGUCGCCGACUGCAGUAUCAAUGUCUUAUGCUGUUCCAGCGCCAAGAAGGAUUUUACAGAGUCCUGGAGAAUACACGUCACCGUUGAAGUUGUUACGACAAACAGGAGCACUUUGCCCGAUAGUUUUCAGUCCUGGAUCCGGAAUUUCCGGUAUGAUCACAUCCCCGUUCGCGUCAAGUGAUUCGCUAACGAACGACAUCACGAGGGACCACAGCGAUGGAAUUUGGAACGAGUCUCAGGCGACGGUUCUCCAGGCUGAUUCGUUAGCCCUUCUGACGCCGUCUUCGAGGAGGAGACAUCUCCUGCUACUGCAGCACCAGCAACGGUCCUCGAUGGACACCGAGGCGCUCGAUGUUGAGGAAACAAUGGAAUCACGUUCAUCGAGUCCGAGGAUACGUAUCGGGACAACGAUGCCCAUCCAGCCGUUAACGCCAAGGCAAUUACUUCUCAGCGUCGAAUCGUCCACCACUCCGAGCAAUGGCAGACCGAGGAACGGACUUCGUCGUCCGAGCCCUGGUCCGCCGUUGUCGCAACCACAGUCGCAAUCGUCGAGCGAGUUCGGUUUGAGCCUCGCGAGGACCGACUCGGGCGGUCGCACGAACACCGACCUGUCCGAGACCUCCGAAGACUACGUCACUGCCAACACCUCCACCGAGACUGGGACCACUACCGGCACUUCGGCAACGACCAGUUCCUGGUCGAGGCCCCCGCAGACGUCCAGCGCCGCGGCCUCGGCCUCGGCGACAGCCACUGCCGCGGAAGGAAGUUCCUUUGAGAGUGCCAGUUCGAUUUACAGCUUGGCUCGCAGCGAGGCUGUCGUUGAAGAACCAUGCAGCCCGCCGCCGAUCCUCGAGGAGACGGAAAUUCCGUUUGGAUUGGAUGUGCCUGCGUCACCGGCGAGGUCCAGCAGCAGCAGCAGCUCGGGCAGUUACGACCUGAAAGAUGCAAUGACAGAUCCGGGUCACGAACUCGAGCAGACUGCGCCUCUGAGCGGACACACCUCAGAGGCGGAACAGGACGGUGACGAAGCUCACCAUUCCUCCUCCGGCGGGUACGCCGAGUCUCCGCCAGAUUUGCGCACUUGGAGCGAAGAGGAACGUCGCAGGCGACGGAAGAACUUCAGCCUCGAGUUUCUGGGGAGCGCCGCGGAGACCGAACGCGGCACAGAGCUUUAUACGGACGAGGCCGAAGUCAGCCCGACGCCGAGCCAUCGGCACAGACCAAAGGCAAAGUCCGCGAGCGCCAAAAGCCCGCACCGGAACAACAGGAAGCGCGAGACCGUUCAGCCAAGUCAAACGCAACAGCAACCGCAACAGCAACUCCCCAGAAGCCCCCAGAAAGAGGACUGGCGAGUGGAAGCGACCGAUGACGCGGGACACGUCCAGACGUCGGACGAUUCCAGCUGCAGCCAUCAUUACCAUAUGCACCAUCACCAUCAUCAUCAUCUGCAUCGGGAAACUGGUGACGGUGCCAGACACAGGAGAACCAGGGAGAGCCCAAGGAAGAAGACUGGCGGAUAUAUUUCCGCUAGAAGAAGAAGCAACGAGGACAAGGACGCAGCCAUAACAGGCAGCUUGCCGCGAAGAAGAUCACGCGCGGCGGACGAUAUAAUGUGUUCGAGGCUGAGUCCAGGCCGUUAUCAACACAGUCCAGGGCACAACGGGCAACGAACCAUGAUUGUCGAAUCGCACAGCGCUGAAACUAGAUUAAAGGCUCUUUCAGCCGAGUCUUUGAGGUCUGUCAGUCCUGGCAGCGACAGUGUCUUUUACAACGAGAGCGCGGACCAAUGCCUCGCUGUCAGCACACAAGUCACCCCCCAGUGUCACCACUGCGGCAGAGAGGUCUCGGAAGAGAUCGUUCGACCGCCGGCAGGUUUCGCGGACUCUCCGGAAGGGCACAGGGCGACGCCGAAAUACGUGUCCGGGCAUAGACUCUACAAGAAGUUCGACAAGAGGUACCGAUCCGAGGACCGUGGCGACAGGAGGCAUCGACGCAGCAGCGCCGGUCGAUCGGACGUCAGAGCGAAAUCCGAGGAAAGGGCUGCAACCAGACACGGAAGCAGGGGGUCUAUCGAUGAAAGCGCUAUGGGUAGAAAGAGGCUUCACGCGAGGAGCACGGAUGUCAGUUUGGAAAUCCUUACAGGCCGAGAAGACGAGGACAGCUACGUGGAGCCGUACACAAGCAGUGAAUGGAUUUACAUCGGCGACCUCGAGGAGAGCCAUGUGUGGAGAAAGCCAGACAGCAGGGACGACGACGACGAAGUCCCGGAAAGUAUCGUUAAAGAAAGGAGGAGCUCCCAGGAAUCGACGGAAAGCGAAAGAAACUUUUGGAAGAAGUACCAGGCGGCGACACAUCGGAUGAUUCAUCGGAAAAGUAGCGUGGAGAUGUAUAAAAGGAUACAAACCAAGAGUUUCGAAAGCGACAAGAGGGUCAUAGUGAGACGCGAGGCUGGCGGGGAGUUCGGUUUGCGCAUUCAUGGCUCGAAACCGGUGGUGGUUUCCGCCAUCGAGCCCGACACGCCGGCGGAGACCUCCGGCCUCGAAGUUGGCGACAUAAUAAUGUCGGUGAAUGGUAAAAGUGUCAUGGACGCGACGCACUCGGAAGUCGUCAGGCUCGCGCACUCCGGCACCGAUGUCCUUGAACUCGAAGUCGCUAGAACCUGCAACGUGUUGGCGCCUAGGGUCGCCAGGCCGGGCACGAAGGAAGGUGCUGACGAGGCGCCGCUGUGUUCCGGUUACCUUUGGAGGAAAUCCACGACCUCCUCGAACAAAGACAAGUGGGUUCGAAGGUGGUUUGCUCUGCGUCGCGACAAUUGCCUCUACUAUUACAAGACUGACGCGGAUUCACAGCCAGUGGGGGCAGUAAUGCUGAUAAAGUACGAUGUGGAGCAAACGCCCGAACUGAGGUUACACAGUUUCGCGAUAAAGAAGCAGGGUGCGCCGACGCUCCGGCUCGCGGCCGACACCGAAGAGGCCGCAACCCGAUGGACGACCGUCAUUAAGGAAGCCAUAGAAAGAAAUGACCAGGUAGACACCUGGCUCGAGGCGUCGUUGAGGAUGCGCGAGAUGCCGCCAUGCGCCAUUCAAAGACCUGAUUGCUUUGGAUACUUGAGCAAACAGCAGGAACACGCGAGGAAGACCUCGUCGCCGACCGGCUGGCCGAAACGAUACUGCGUGCUGAAAGAUGCAGCGCUGUAUUUCUACGACGACGCGAACGCUGAGAAGGCAUUCGGGGUUGCUUGUCUCCACGGGUUCAGGGUGCACAGCAGCGCGCCGACUUCCGGCGGCAGGAGGCACGCGUUCGAACUGCAACCGCCGGACCCUACCCAGAGGAGCUACAUAUUCGCCACUGAAUCCGACAUGGACAAAAAACGCUGCUGUAGUUUUCAAGAUAUUCGACCGAAUAUAUUUCUCACCCCCAACUUUGAGGACUAUUUUCAUCCCUUCGAUACGAAUGGUUGCCGAUCAAAAAACUAGAUGGCUCGCCGCCCUCGAAUACUCGAUUGAUCGAUGGAUAAAGAUUGGUUGACAAAGGCCGGUUCACCGCACAAAGAGGCAAAGAAGUCGAAGUAGCGAGGACACAUUGCGGUGUCCUUCGCCUCUUCCCGUUUCCGGUUCCUAACGAACAUUGUCGCAAAUCACAAACUCGCCCACCAUCGUCAUCGUCGUCUCGAUUGUCGCGCGAAAGUUCAUCAUGUGGAUCAUGUCGCAAAUACUCGUCAAAUUCGCGAUUCUCCGGAAGCCCAAGCAUUAUUAUUAACCAGUUAGCCGUUUUCGACGAGUAUACACGUCAUGAAAGAAUGGCAAGGUUUUAUGUUACGACGAGUAUACUCGCCAUGAAGAUAUUGCAGUGUUUUGUGUUAUGACGAGUAUAUUCGUCGUGAUGAAAUUACAAGGUUUUAUGUUACGGCGAGUAUACUCGUCAACAACAGGUAUAACUUACUUUUCGCGACACAUUUUAGGUACACACUUUUCAAAGUGGUCGCAACAGCUAACUGGUUAAACAUUCGUUUCUACGGAUUUUAAUCAGAUCCUUCUGAAGAUCACAACAGGAACACCGAUCUUUUUCAUAUACGCUGUCUCAACACACGUAAAUAGAAUUUACUAGUCCAUACCGCGAAAUUGAACGAGAACUAUGUUGCACAAAUUUUCGAAACCACCUGUAACAAUAAUUGUCGUUUAAUAAUAAUCGAGUCCGUCGGCACCGAUAACGCCAGAUUACCAAUUACAAACGAUUUCACCCUCGAAAACGAACCAGGUACACGUCUGCUUCGAUUUUGUACAGAUUUUCGUCGACAUGCCCCCUCUGUGCUCCCAAAUUUCAAUUUUUAGCUGUCGGUAUUACUGAUUCUCUUAAAACACGACGAUCUUAUUGUUACAUAUUAUUGCAAUCCCCGAUUCAUACAUUUUGUCAGUCUAAAUGUCGGUAAAUACUGUUUUAUGAUAAUUCAUAGUUCUUUGUAGCGUUACAUUUGUCUGACAGGGAAACAUUUUCACUUUUCAAGUGGAUUUAGCAAGAAAUUAUUUGCCCCGUAGAAUUCAUUGAAGAUAAAACAAUGAGUAGAAUAUUAGCUACUAAUACAUUGGUUGAUAAGAAGAAGAAAUGUAUUAGGAUUAUGUUUCAGAUAUAAUUUUAUUAACAAUGAAUUCUAAAUGUCAUGUUUAUCGUAGGUACCAUUAAAGUGAUUACUAUGCUUAAAGAAGAGGCGAUUUUCAGAAAAGAAAAUGAUUGAUGGUAUUACAGAUUAGGUCACCUACUAGCAGUUAGUAACUCGCACGUAAAUAAGAUUUUAUUAUUACUGUCAAAUAUUUCUUGCUAAAUUAAUAGUCCUGUGAAAUGUUUCUUUGCACAGUGAAGUAAACAAAUUACAAUAAAUGCUUCAAGCAACGUUUCUCAAAAUUGUAAUUCUUUUCUGAAUAUUAAUAGUAUGCUUUCAUGAUGAAUUUAAUGAGAAUUAUGAAGUUUCACGUGUAGGUAAUACAGAAGUACUCAUUUCAUUAAUUUAUAUAAUUAUAGAAUCAAAGAAUCAACUGCAGAUCACUUUCUCAAAUUAUUUCGUACACGUUAGUUAUAAAAUUUUAAUUACACUACCUGAUUAAAUGUUUAGUAAAUAUGUUCUUCAUUAAACCCUUAAUGUACCCACCCCCUGUUCAUCCUUUAUGUUAAUUUAUUUUAAUUUAAUCUAAUUUAAGUAAUUUAAUUUUUAUUUAAACCAUAACUGUUACAUCCGAAAUGAAUUAUGUAUAUAAAUGUAUAUAAGGCAAGCCAAGGAAAAUGAAACACCGGAUGUAGAAUAGAGAAACAUAUACCAUGAAUAAAUAGGCAAUAUAGAUUCAUAAAUCAACCCUGACAGAACAGUAUGUAAUUUGUUGUUUGAAUAAUGAUAAUGUUAUAAUUGUUCUUAUUUAACUGCUACGUAUGAAAGAAAGAAAAAUUGUCAAUAUUUAUAUCAAUUCUUUCUUUGUUUUUUUGUCAUUUCUUUUUAUGCUGAAUAGUUUGAAGUACUACAAUAAAAGAGUUAGUUACUCAGCAUACAAAAAAUUGGGAAACAAAAGAAUUGAAUACGAUUAAUCACUGAUAUUUAACAAUUAAAUAGUUGUAAUGUAUGUUCUCCGAUUUGCUAAUCCUUUCUUAAAAUUCCUUUGUAUUUUCACACACAAAUAUCAUUACACCAGCCAACCUCAAGGAUUUAAGUUUUAAGGUAAUCAUAAAAUCUAUCCUCCGUUUAUUAUUACAUUGUCGUUAUUCCUGUAAGAAAAUUUUAUGUUAAUAAUUCUUUUUCAUUCGUUUUUUGUUUACUAUUUAUUGCGAUUGAUUUACGUGACCGACUGUUGUCCUGAUCUUUACACAAUUUGUACAUGCAUACUUUUUACUAUUUUCAUUGCCUUUCGUUUUUUUAGAAAAUGUAUUGUUUUCUUAAAAUUACGUUAUUACUAAUUGUCACUAAUUAAGUGUACUCGUCGUUAUCAUACGUAUGUCAUAAAUAAAUACGAACUGAGCACAAUAUAAAAAUGAUAUUACCUUCACCGUUUUCUUUUUACUUUUUUUUAGUAACCGCCGAUGUUUGAGAAACGAUGCUUCAAGUAGUUACUGUCAAUGGUAGGUCAGUCACGACUGUUAAAACUUUCGCAGCCGAUAAUCCUCAAAUCCACCAAAACCUGGGAGGCACUAUGAAUCAUUAAAAUCUAAAUACGUCAUUAAAGAAACCAUAAAAUAAACAAACUUAUUUUAAAACGUUGUAGCACUAACUGUUUUUAAUUUCAAUAGCUCAUUGGCUAAACAGUUACCAAUAAAAAUGAAGGAACAAAGUUAUUUUAAUGAAUAUCAUACUUUUUAUUCACGCUUACAAGUAUUGAACACGUAUAUAUCAAUUUUGCACUUUUCUCUGUAAUUAUUUUACCGAGUAAAAAAUUUUACGGCUUUACAUUUUGUAAAUGUUUACUGAAAAAAUUCAUAUCCUUAAUUAAUCACUUCGUUUCUUACCUUUUAUUGGCGAAUUUGUUGAUUACCUCACAAGUACAGUUAAAAUUGUACAUACUAAGUGCUGCGUCAACAUUUAUAACCAUUACUGAAAGAAAACGUAGUGCUGCUUCAUUGAACGUAGUAAUACGCCGUCGUCCGCGAAAGUGUUAACACUUCUCGCUGAAAUCCUGAACCAGUGCUCGCCGUUUAGUACACCAUUUGUAUAGCGAUUCUCGACUUUUUGGAUUCGGUCUUUAUAUACGUGUAACAAAACAUCGCAUUACCUUAUCGAUACGCAGGAAUUGAAAUCUUAUUCGUAUUUAACGAGCGUCGAACAUCAAAAAAACUGAAAAAAAAGAAACAAGAAAAAGAAACGAGAACGAGGAUUAUUUAUUCACCGAUUGUGUCUUGUAUUAAUUAGAAGGAUUCUCACGUUCACUUACAGAUAUAGGACCUCGACUUAGCUUUAAGGUGGUGAAAGAUCGUUCGCUGCAUUUUCACGAAUUUCCACGUGAGUGUUUACCGAAACAAAUGAUAGAGAACAGUUGAAAGAAAAUCAUAUGGAUGCUCAAGGUCAUUCGCUCAUUAGAAAUCAUUUUUACGAUGUUCGUUUCAGUAGAGUAAUCUUAUUGCAAAUCGAUCGAGCAAUUGUGAGCACAAGGGAAAAAUUUCCAGGAUAAAUCGAUGAGACAGGAAUUGUUAAUACAGCGAAGAGCAGGGAGAGGGGGAAGAGUAAAAGAAAAGGAAGCAUGUAGGGGGAGAGCUGGUAAUAUGGACCACUUUUUUUGUUGUAGAUAAAAUAAAUAAUUUUAACUUACAGGCUACGAGAAUUUUAUUUUAAUAUUAUUAAAAAAUUUAACGACUCGUAACACUUAUUUUAUGGGUUUAUGUAUACCUUCAUGUUAUAGAUAAAAUAAAUAAUUUGAAUUCACAGACUGCGAGAAUUGUGUUUCAAUAUUACUAGAAAAUGUAACAAUUGGUAACUUUAUGGGUUUCUGUAUUGAAUAGUGUCAUAUACUUAAUCCAAGUACUCAAUAUUUUAAUGAUUAGAAAUGACAAAUUAUUUCUUUCAACUAACACAAUUUUCGAAAUCAUCUAAUAAUUUAAUUACUUUUUUAUUAAAUUAC